AUGCGGACAAGCACCUUCAGUCGGAUAGUGAAGGCCGGGCUUCGCUUUUUCGGAAUCUGGCCGUAUUUACCGUUGACCUGGCUGGUCCGAUCGUAUUGGAUCAUAUCGUUAGUUACGGUGCAGGUCUUUCAAAACAUCUACGUAGUAAACAACGAACCGAGUAGCUUCUCUGAGUUCAUGGACGGAGUGGGCAGCGCUGUGACGCACUCAUUCAUGAUGAUAAAACUCAUUAUCCUGUGGGUCAAUCAAAGAAAAUUCAGAGAUAUAUUGCAAAUGAUGACGGCUGAUUGGCAGAAUCAUAUGUCGAAACAUCAGCCCCUGAACAUCAUGACAAAAACGGCAUUCCUCGCACGCCGCAUGUCUAGAAUAAUCGUAGGCUGGAAUCUCUGCAACGUGGUCAUGUACAGUCUUGGGGUCAUCGCCGCCAACGUGGGCGAUCCCGAGAAAUGGGAACCGUACAAUCGGGAGCUCAUUCUUAAAAUGAAAUUCCCGUUCGAGAUUAGCACGCAUACUAUUUACGUAGUUGUCACGGUGGUCCAGUUUAUCCAUUUGGUGUUCAUCGGCUUCAUUUUGGGCAUUCUCCAUUCACUUCUCGCUACUCUGAUACUUCAUAUCGGUGGUCAAAUCGAAAUUCUUCAAGACUGGUUGAAGAGCGCAUUUUCCAGAAACAAGUCGGAACAGUCGGACGAGAUUACGCCGCAACUGUUGAUCACAAAGCAUCAGCAGAUUAUCAUGUUCUCGGAGAACAUCGAAAAUCUCUACACGUCCAUCGCAUUCAUGGUACUAUUGUCGGACACCAUGAUCAUUUGUUGUUUAGGAUUCGUCAUCGUCACUUCGCUCAAUGAACCCAACGCCGCGGCGAUUUUGGUGAAAUGUAUCAUGUUCUACAUCACGAUGAACUUUGAAGUAUUUUUAUACUGCUACGCCGGCGAGUACCUGAGCGCUAAGAGCAAACUGAUCGGCGACGCAGCAUAUGAUUCUCUCUGGUAUAACGUCGCGGCGAAGAACCGUCGGAUCGUGUUGUUCGUCGUUUUGAGGUCACAAAAACGUCUGACGAUUACUUGCGGGAAGAUCAUGGACCUCACUUUGGAACGUUUCACCAGCGUUAUGAAGGCAUCGGCGUCGUACAUGUCGGUGCUUUUGGCGAUGUAUUCAAGGCGUUUAGCAUAUUGA
Dinoponera quadriceps is the source of this 1173-nucleotide messenger RNA. RefSeq names its product odorant receptor 22c-like. Gene Ontology annotation, cellular component: plasma membrane. The transcript has 6 exons. Gene Ontology annotation, biological process: sensory perception of smell; detection of chemical stimulus involved in sensory perception of smell. Bases 1 to 1173 code for a protein of 390 amino acids. The record is from RefSeq and is a predicted model, not a curated record. NCBI's taxonomy places the organism in Eukaryota, Metazoa, Arthropoda, Insecta, Hymenoptera, Formicidae. Gene Ontology annotation, molecular function: olfactory receptor activity; odorant binding.